This is a messenger RNA of Closterium sp. Naga37s-1, 729 nucleotides long. NCBI's taxonomy places the organism in Eukaryota, Viridiplantae, Streptophyta, Zygnematophyceae, Desmidiales, Closteriaceae. The record is from the annotation of a GenBank genome assembly.
AUGAGCAGAAGUUGCAUCUCAAGGCAAGUGAAUAAGGCUUUGAUUCACAGCCUGACUCCCUCCCUCCCUCCCUCCCUCCCUCCCUCCCUCCCUCCCUCCCUCCCUCCCUCCCUCCCUCCUCCCUCCCUCCCUCCCUCCCUCCCUCCCUCCCUCCCUCCCUCCCUCCCUCCCUCCCUCCCUCCCUCCCUCCCUCCCUCCCUCCCUCCCUCCCUCCCUCCCUCCCUCCCUCCCUCCCUCCCUCCCUCCCUCCCUCCCUCCCUCCCUCCCUCCCUCCCUCCCUCCCUCCCUCCCUCCCUCCCUCCCUCCCUCCCUCCCUCCCUCCCUCCCUCCCUCCCUCCCUCCCUCCCUCCCUCCCUCCCUCCCCCCCCCCCCCCCCCCCCUCCCUCCCCCCCCCCCCCCUCCCUCCCUCCCUCCCUCCCUCCCUCCCUCCCUCCCUCCCUCCCUCCCUCCCUCCCUCCCUCCCUCCCUCCCCCCCUCCCCCCCUCCCUCCCUCACUCAUCUCCCACGCCCUCCACACUCACGCCCCUCACUUCCGCGCACCUCGCGGGCGGCGCAGCGGCGGAGGGCGCCCAUGAGCGCGGUGCACUUGGAGAGGGGGAAGAGAUGGGCGGAAGCUCCGCGGAGGAGGGCGCAGCGGGCGAUGGGGGCGUGGCUUUGUCGGCGGGGGGAGGUGAGGGCGCGGAUGCCAUGAUGGUGGGAUGUGCGGGAGGGGAAAGUGCGGAGCGAUAG